UCGCGUAUUUGUAGUUGUACAAUUUUCAUUAAAAAAUUAAACAAAAUAGCAUGAAAUCAUAAAAAAUAUAGGUAUACCACAGUGUAAAAGUGUUCCCAACAACAAGUGAGUGCAGCUGGAGUGCACAGCAUCGGCGGAAGACAAACCGCAUGCCUCGACAUCAGCAGGCAGAAAAAAUGGCCGCGGCUGCAACUUUCCCAGACUCAUGUUUUUUGCGAAAAAACCAAUUGUAACAAUUGAUUGUCCGAGACGUGUUUGUUUGCCAGGCCCUCCCGAAAUAACUCCAAAUGGAGGAACAGCUGGAGCUGCAGGAGGAUCUGCUUUCCCUGGACGGUGGUAAUGGAGGAGUAGGAGGCGGCGUUGCAGGCACAAAUCAAAAUGCAAAUGAGCAACACCUGAAUGACUCAGCUGUUGGCGGUUCGCCCUCCACUAGCGCCAGUCCCAAUACAACAGGAGGCGGAGGAGGAGCAGUAGGAGGUGGUGGAAGUGGAGCGACACCCACAAAGAGCCCACAGCGUAAUGCUGCUUUCCAGGAAGAUGCUUAUCAGGCAGCCCUGCCUGUCGUCAGCAGCGGCAGCGGUGGCGGUGGCGAUACCGUCGAUAACAGCGAAACAACGCAGCAGCAACAGCUGGUGGACAGCAGCAACAGCGCAAACGCGGGAUCACCGGGCAACGUGGGACAGCAGCGUCAUUCCAUAAACUCGGCCGAGUAUACUUCAACGCCAAAGACCAGUCGGAAUGGUCCGAGCAGCACUGGCAGCGGCGGCACCACAUCGCCCAUUAAUUACCAACUGCCAGGCGAAGACUAUCCCUAUGGGAUCGAAUAUGAAUCACAGCAACAACUGGAAUACCACCAGCAACAGCAGCAGCUGCCAGUGAGCAGUCUAGAGCUAAUCUCAUCGUCAUCCGUAUCCGCAUCUGUGUCUGCAUCAGCAUCGGCUUCGCCAUCACCGGCCAUAGCGUACCAGAGUGUGCCGGCCAAUCGACAGAGUUACGCCUCGCCACCGGCCUUGGUGAUACCACAGCGGCAGUCGCUGUUGCCGUGGGGCGCCCACUCGAGGAGCUCCAUCAUCAACGUCCUUCCCAGCUAUACGCAGGCAGAGAUGCACGCUCUGGCGGCGAGUGUGGCCGGCGUGGAGCUAUCUGGUGCUCCACGUCCGGGCGAAAUUGUGAUGCGGAAUCUCUUUAGUGAUUUCACAGCCCAGGCGGAAAAGAAGAUCGAGCUGGUGAUGCUGGAGAGUGCGGACAAGAACCUCUCGAAGCUGCUGCAGCGCGGCGAGGAUCAGCAGUUUGAUCAGUUGUUAUCGGCUUUGGGAUCGGUGGCCGAGCACUGUUUGCCCUCGCUGCUGCACACGCUCCUCGCCUGGCACCGCCGCCAACUGUCCGACAUGGAGAUUAAGAACGAUCUCAAGAAGCCGCCUCCCAACAGCGCCCAGGCGGCUGCCAGCAAUAGCAACAACAACAAGCCCGUAGAUCUGGAUUUUCAGCUGCAGCGUCGUGAGGCGGCAGUGGAGUUUAUUUUCUGUUUGGCUCUGAUUGAGAUACUCAAGCAGCUGCCGUUCCAUCCGGGCCACGAGGAUCUGGUGCGCAGCAUCGAGAAUCUCGCCUUCAAGCACUUUAAGUACAAGGAUGGCCUGCAGAACAAUCCGAAUGCCCACAACAUACACAUGAUCGCCGAUCUCUAUGCGGAGGUGAUUGGCGUCCUGGCCCAAAGUCGCUUUGCGUCGGUGCGCAAGCGUUUCAUGAGCGAACUCAAGGAACUGCGCGGCAAGGAGGCCUCACCGACGACCACACAGAGCAUCAUCAGCCUGCUGAUGGGCAUGAAGUUCUUCCGCGUCAAGAUGGUGCCCAUCGAGGAGUUUGAGGCCUCGUUUCAGUUCAUGCACGAGUGCGGACAGUACUUCCAGGAGGUGAAGGACAAGGAUAUCAAGCAUGCCCUUGCCGGACUCUUUGUGGAGAUCCUGGUGCCAGUGGCAGCGGCUGUCAAAAACGAGGUGAACGUCCCAUGUGUGAAGAACUUUGUGGAGCUGUUGUAUGUACAGACAUUGGAUGCUUCCACAAAGUCCAAACAUCGGCUGGCACUUUUUCCGCUGGUCACCUGCCUGCUCUGCGUUUCGCAGAAGACCUUCUUCUUGACGAAUUGGCACUACUUCCUGGCCAUGUGCCUGAGCAAUCUGAAGAAUCGCGAUGCCAAAAUGAGCCGCGUGGCCCUGGAGUCGCUGUACCGACUGCUGUGGGUCUACAUGAUCCGCAUCAAGUGCGAAUCCAACUCUGCGACGCACUCCCGCCUGCAGAGCAUUGUGAAUUCGCUCUUUCCCAAGGGCUCCAAGGGAGUUGUGCCACGCGACACACCGCUGAAUAUCUUCGUGAAGAUCAUCCAAUUCAUUGCCCAGGAGCGUCUGGACUUUGCCAUGCGUGAAAUUGUCUACGAUCUGCUGUGUGUAGGGCGAUCCAUUAAGCUUAUACUCAAUCCAGAGCGCAUGAGCAUCGGCCUGCGAGCCUUUCUGGUCGUUGCAGACUCGCUGCAGCAGAAGGACGGCGAACCGCCGAUGCCGCGCACUGUGCCGGUGCUGCCAUCGGGCAACACGUUGCGUGUGAAGAGGACCUACAUCAAUAAGAUGCUCACCGAUGACACGGCACGCAGCAUUGGCAUGUCCACGUACUUUCCGCACGUGCGUAGAGUGUUUGUGGACAUCCUGCGAGCCCUGGACGUGCAUUACGGCCGACCGCUGAUGAUGACCAACACGCAGAACCAGAACAAGGAGCCGGACGAGAUGUUGUCCGGUGAGCGAAAACCGCGCAUUGAUCUUUUUCGGACGUGUGUGGCCGCUGUUCCUCGCCUGAUACCCGACACGAUGACCGCCCACGAGCUGGUCGAUCUGCUGUCCCGCCUGACCGUUCACAUGGACGAGGAGCUGCGCAUACUGACGCACCAGUCGCUGCAGACGCUGGUCAUUGACUUCCCGGAUUGGCGUCAGGAUGUCGUGCACGGUUACACCCAGUUUCUGGUGCGCGACGUCACCGACACCUAUCCGCAGCUGUUGGAGAACUGCACGCGUAUCUUGUUCGUUUUCCUCAACAUUUGGCGCUGUGCGAUCAAUGUGAAUGGCAACAAUGCGCCCAGUGCCAGUAGUGCACCCAGCGGUGGCACAGCCAAUGCGGCCCAACCAAAAGCGACGGCAGUGACAGUGGGAGUGGCGACAGCUCCGGAUGUGAAUGCUGUGGCAGCAGCCACUGCCACCGUGGCCAGCAAGGACACCACCAGCAGUCAGCUGUCGAAACAGCAGCAUCUAAAUACGGCCAGCAGUGCUGCCAGUAGCAUAACCACAUCCAGUGGCAUGUCCAGCAUCACCCAGCACACUGUGCUGAAUAUGGCCGGCGAUGCGAACAAAAAGAACGAGAUACCCUUGGCCACCACACUCCAUUUUGUUGAGGGCUUUGCCCUGGUGCUGCUUUGCAACUAUCGUCCGUAUUUGCGGAAGCUUGCCGCCAUGAUUCUGAAGGAGGCCAAGAAUCUGAUGCGUGCCCUGGGCAUACCCGAAACGGAGCCGCCACUCAUUGAUGUUAUGGAUCGAUGUGUGCCUUCGAUUGUGGAGAAGUGUCUGCCCCUGCUGCCGCAAACAGAAAAGACGGCCAUACUCAAUGCUAACUGCAUUGACCUGCAGUGGAUAGCCGAGCGCUCGAGUGGCGUCUGGCUGGCAGGACUCACAGAUGACACCUCAAAGUCUUCAACGUCCACGCUCAACUUGUCUCAGGCCAGCUCAACUGCAGCUGGUGCUGCGGCCAUUGCGGCGGCUGCCAGCACCGCACAGCCGCCAUUCGAUCCCUGGGCCACCUGUCUGUUUGGCCUGUUGGAACGUCAGCGCAUCCUGCAGCAGUGCCCAUCGGCCGUUGCCCAGGCCUGGCCCAUUUGCUUUACGCGACUCAAUGCCCUCUACAGUGUCAUAGAUCCCACCCCCGUAAGCGACAAUCGUGCCUCAUUGCUGCGCAGCUCAGCGCCCACCAAGAAAGUGCCCACCGAAAGCCAAAAGGAUUCCUAUCUUCGCUUGUGGCGUAAUCAGGUGGCGUGUGCGAUGCGCCUAGUGCCACAAAUUCCCAGCGUAGCGGUGCGCUGUGCCUCGCCCGACCUGAGUUUGAGUUUGCAAGAUCAGUCGGACUCGCGUUCGCUGUCCGAUUCCCUGGACAAUAUACCAUCCAAUGUCUUUGGGCCCGAGGGAAUUGUCACGCGUUUCACGCUGCCGCUCUCCUAUGGACGCAAAGAGGCGCGCCAAAAGCGACUUGGCUCAUCGCCGGACUCCCUGAACGCCGAUCGCAGUGACAAGUCUGCCAUGGGCAGCGCCUCACCCCAUGCCCUCUACAAGCUGGUGGUACCCCUCCUGCGCUGCGAGGUCGUGGAUGUGCGGGAUGCCGCUGUCAAUGCGCUUGGCCUGAUAAACCACGAUGCGCUCAAGGAUCUGAUGGAGGAGCUUGUGCUGUACAUACGCGAGGCAGUCGAUCGCAAGCAGGAGAACAUGCGGCGGAGGCGUCGACGCGAUGCCCUACGCCUGCAAGUGGUCAGAGUCCUUGAGAAGAUUGCCGAGAAUGGAACCUUUGGAGUGAGCACCUGUGUACUGGAACGUGACACGAUGUCGCUGCAUCCGACUUUUGUGGAGUACAUCGAGGGGGCCAUGGCCUAUUUAAUGGCCGAAACGGACAAGGACAACCUCAGCAUACGCGAGGUGAAGGCGCAUUUUUGCAAUUUCAUACGCAAAAUGAUUAAGAACUUCUCAUUGGAAUCCUGUGCUACGCUGCUGAUGCGCGACCUGAAGCGUAAUCUAUUCAAUUUGUUUGCCACGUGGUGUGGCAGCUUCUCCAAGCCGCUGAGCAUUACCUCGCAAAUUGGCCAGACCCUUGAAGAGGAGAAGCUGCAGUUCAGCGCCUUGCAGGCAAUGUCCGCUCUGCUCUGCUGCGGCCACAUCUUCUAUGCGCCGCACCUGCAAGACGAUGGCAUCAUAUACAAGUGGCUGGAUCUGCUGCUUACCUCUAAGGAUGAAAAGAUCUAUCAAUUGGCUCGGGAUACGGUGGUGCUGCUGCUGGAAUCUAAUCCGGACAUGGGCCAACUACUUGAGUGGGUCAUUGAUCGUUGCUAUACAUCGACGCCACGCGAAGCGGAUGCCUGCUUCCUGGCCCUGGCCUCGAUCUUCAGCGCCAAAGAAUAUCCGUGCGACCAUUACACAUCGGUUAUAACCGUGACGCUCCUGAUGACGGGCUGUCCGCGCGUGGAGGUGCAUGCCACCGCUCUACAGCUGCUACAGAUCCUGGACAAGCGCUUCUUCGGCAGUGUCGUUGGGACCCUGCACAGCGACAACGAGAAAGAGGACGACAAGGUAGGAACUCUGGAUGUGCUCCUGAGCAACGCCUACUGCCGCUCUCAGCGAUUCCUCUCCAAGCAGCUGGCCCAGCUCCGGCCAGAGCUCACCAUGUCCAUAUUGUCGGAGAUAACGCAUCGCUUUCAGAGUGCCCGCGAGGAUGUGCGCGCCCUGCUGCUGCAGUGUCUGCUGCCCUGGCUGCAGAACAUGGAGCUGGUGGCCACGAGUGUGCCACCAGCCACGCCCCUCUCCUACAUAAUGUACUUUCCGGAUUCGGGCACACGGGGCCGCCGCGAGGGCACCGGAUCCACGGAGGCAACGGAAAUGAUUCUGAACAAUCUCUUUUACAUAACUUCCAAGUUCUCGGAUGCCCAUCCGCGCGACAUCGAGGAGCUGUGGGGCACCUUGUGCCAGUUCUGGCCCAACAAUCUGAAGGUCAUUCUGCGCUAUCUGGUCAUCAUGAGCGGCAUGGCCCCCACCGAACUGCUGCCCUAUGCCAAGCGUGUGGCUCUCUAUCUCGCUCGUAGCUGUCCGGAUCGACUGCUGGAUGAGCUGAUGGCCGAGCUGCAGACAGUGGAGACUUUGAACUGUCUGAUUGAGCGCACGGAGACGCCUCCCUUUUAUCGGCUGACCAGCAUGCGGAAGGCCUCUAGUCACAGUGCUGAUGGCCAAGCUGUGGGCGGCAUAAAUGACUCCAGGAUUCAAGAUUUGGCCGUGGAAAAGGGCACCAUACACACCAAACGCCACAGCGGCGAGGAUCCCAUUAAAAUUGGAACCUGCAAGUCGGACAGCGGCAUUCGGGCCUAUACCCAAGCUGCAGCUGCCGCAGCCGCCGCUGCUGUCACGCCCGGCUCUGGCGGAAGUCGUCCACCCCGUGGCGCAGACAAGAUACGGGCCGCCUCUGGUCCGUCUAUACUGCCCCGACCGGAGGACAUACUGAUCAAUGACCCGGAGCUGCGACAGGAGGAAAAUGUGGAGCUGCGCGGCACUUCAGACUCGCAACCAAAUGCCCAUCCACAUCCCCUGCCUAUGCCCGAAUAUGGCGGAUACUUUGCACCACUCACCGAGUUCCUGCCGGAUGUCAGUUUGCCCAUCAGCGGAUUCCAUCGAUGCAACGUAGCCGUGAUGCUGCUCACAGACAUUGUGGUAGAUGGAAUUCCGGGCAUCGAUUGGACUCUGCAUUUGCCACUGAUGCUGCACAUUCUGUUCCUGGGCCUGGACCACACGCGUAUCAUUGUGCGGGAGCAUUGCAAGCAGCUGUGCGUCAACCUGUUGAUCGUGCUGGCCGAGCACAACGAUCAUCUGACCGUGGCCCGCAUUCUGCUGAACAGCGAGACGAGCAAACUGGACCUAGGCCUGACCGUGCCCGCUCUGCCCGUGAUCGACAACAAUUUCACGGAGCUGCAUCAGCAGUUCGACAGCUAUCUGCUGCAUGUGAGCCCCCAGGCAGCGGCCUAUGCCCUGCAGCACAAUCUGUCCAGCUCCACGAUUAUUGCGGCACACUCCAGCUCCAGCUCCAAUCAGCAGAAUCUGCCGAAAACGCCGCAUAACCUGCUGCAGGCAUCUGGUGGCCAGACAAACACCAAUGCCACGAUCCCAGGUCUGGCAGGUACGCCCGCUGCCCUGCAAAUCAACCCAAACAAUUCGGAGAACUCGGAGGUGCCGCUCAUCAACGCGGACGAGCAUGCACCGCCCCAGCCCGGUCCCAGCAUGCCCAUUGCGCAUGUCAUCAAGAGCCUGCUGAAGUUCCUCGCGCAGGACACGUGCCAGCCGCUGUGGAACUACGAGGACAUCACCGCCAAGGUGUGGGCCGUAAAGUCAGCCGAGCAGCUGAGCUGCUUCCUUAAGCACAUGGUGAAGGUGUUCGCGGACAGCUAUCCACAGGCUCGCAUCGCCGAGCGCUGGGCACAGACCGCAUUGCAGUUGGGACUCUCCUGCUCCUCGCGCCACUAUGCCGGACGUUGCCUGCAGAUCUUCCGGGCCCUUAAUGUGCCCAUCAACUCUCGCAUGCUGUCGGAUAUCCUGUCCAGGCUGGUGGAGACGGUGGCCGAGCAGGGCGAGGACAUGCAGGGCUAUGUGACGGAGCUUUUGCUCACUCUGGAAGCGGCCGUGGACAGCCUCGACUCGGACUUCCGGCCGCUGGAUGUAAUGAAGGACAUUUUCAAGAGCACACCCAAUCUGAACAACAAAGACGGCGGCCCCAACUCCAUUCUGCCCGGCAAGAAGUCGCCUUCGGGCAUGACGCCUCAGUCAUCCAACUACUCGAUACCCAGCCAUGGACGCAGCACCAGCUACUCGGUCUCCUACUGCGGCCGCAAGGCCAACAACUCGCCCUGCGAUAAGCAGUUGGAGCUGAGGAACCGCUCCUCCGGCAUUGACCUCGAGCGCAGCGUUGUCUGCAAGUUCGGUGUCGGCGGAGUGGGCAUGGGCGCUGGCUCGGCCCUCUCGCGAUCCCGUAGCGCCCAAAGCCUGAAAAUGCUAGGCGACACGGCCACGCAGGAUGACAAGAUGACAAUCUUGGCACAGCUCUUCUGGCUAUCGGUGUCGCUGCUGGAGUCGGACUACGAGCACGAGUUCAUGCUGGCUCUGCGCCUGCUGACCAGAGUGCUGCACCGCCUGCCGCUGGAUCGACCAGAUGCAAGGGACAAGGUGGAGAAGCUGCAGCAGCAGCUCAAAUGGACAGCCUAUCCGGGUGUGCAUGCGUUGCUCCUGAAGGGCUGCACUCACAGUGCCACCUACGAGCCGACCAUCACGCUUCUAUCCCAGUUUGCACCGCUGCUGACGCUGCCCGUGUGCGAUCCGACACAGAGUUGCGCCUUCCCCAUGAACGUGAUUGCGCUGCUGCCGUACAUGCUGCUGCACUACGAGGACGCCAACGAGAUCUGCAUACGCAGUGCCGAGAACAUUGCCCAGGUAUCCACGGUUGGGGCCAAGCUCGAGAAUCUGGGCACCGUGAUGUUGCUGUACAGCCGCAAGACCUUCUGCAAGGAGUCCUUCCAGUGGACAAAGUGUGUGGUCAAGUAUCUGCACGACACGUACGCCCACAUGGGUCUCCACAUGGUGGCCUUCCUCAUCGAGGUGCUGGAGAAGGGGCCGCAGCAGGUGCAGGUGCCCGUUUUGAAUGUCAUCCACUGCAUGCUGCACUACGUCGAUCUGUCGGCACCGCAGGCCCAGACCAUUAAUGCAGAUUUGUUGCGUGCCAUUGGAAAAUACUUGGAUACGGUGAACUGGAAGGACUCGCUGAAGAUCCUCAAGCUGAUUGUGACACGCAGCUCCUCGCUGCAGGUGGUGCCGCCCAGCGAUGGCAGCAGCGCCGGCUUAUCGUUCUCCUUCUACGGCGCAUAUCCGGACUCGGAUAUGUUCUGUAAAAAGGAACUGGCCGGUCGCACCAUGGAGUUCACCUUUGACGUCUCGCAAACGCCACUCAUCGGCCGCCGCAUCCUGCUCAAGAAUGAAGAGUCAGUCCCCGCCGGAGCUGCAUCCACCACGGGCAGCUCUUCGCUGAAUUCCACCCUGACCAAUGCCACAACCGUGACGGUGGCGCCCAGUGCCCAGCAGCAGGCCAAUGCACAGCUGCAACAGCAACGCGCUCAAUCGAAUGUGGCGGCCAUUGCCGCAGCGGCUGCUGCCCAGCAUCAGCAACAGCAUGCGAUCGGAGCAGGAAGCAGCCUGGUGGGCACACCGAACUCGCCACGGCGCAGUGCAAGCUUGUCGCCGGCGGAUACCGUGCCCCUGAGUGGAUGGAAGCGUCCCUGGAUGUCGCAGUGUCGCGUGCGUGAGUGUCUGGUCAAUCUGCUGACCACCUGUGGCCAGCGUGUCGGCCUGCCCAAGUCGCCAUCGGAUGAUUUCAUAAACUCAAUUUGCUCAAAGUCGUUAAGCACGUCACUACUAACCGGAUCGAUUGCGACCAGACAAAGCGUUAUCUUCAGCCAGUCGUCGGAUCUGAUGGAGCGGCAGUCAUCGGCCGCCUCUUCCACCGAAGAGACAUCGGGUCCCCAGGGCGAUCUGAGCAGCGGUUCGCGUCGCGACGAUGGCCAGCCCGACUUCACCGUCUUCAAGGACUUUGACUUCCUUGAGUAUGAGGACAGCAUUGCCGGCGAGUCCACGGACAACUUUAACUGGGGCGUGCGUCGUCAUCAGUUGUUCGAGGGCGAUGAGGACCGUCUGAAUUGCGGCAGUGGCAUCGGCGGCUCCAUCAAGGGAGGCCAUUCUUCCGCCCUGGAGGACAGCUUCAGUGACAAGACGCCGAUACUGAGCAAGCGCAAACGACAGACUGCUGACGAUUCCUCCGAUGAAGAAGCCGAAUCCGAGUCCCCCCUGGAUGAGGAUCAUCGCCAGUCGUUCCUUAAGUCUGGCUACAGUGCUGUGCCUCCCACAUCCCUCAGUCUGCGUGAGAGGCGGCGUCGUAACUCUGUCUCGCGGAGUGACACCAGCGGCUCCAGUGCUGGCGACCUGGGCGAUAUAACGCCAUGCAACGCCUCGCCGCACUUGCCGGGCAUCAUAAGGUUCGGUGCCGCCAUUCGGGAUGAGGCGGAGGAGAACUGGCGGCGUCAGUUGCAGGCCAUGCUGGUGAACCAGCCCUCGGCUCAGACAUCGGAGCUGCUACAGCAACUCUACAGGCUGGUCAAGGAGAUAACCUUCAAGACGAUUAGCAUUUCAAAGGAGGCAAAGAAGUUCUUCACUGGCAUUGGCUCCCAGCUGGGCAAUCGGAUCUCUCUAUUCACCGACCUACUGAGCUCUCGGGCUGAUCCGCCCCAGGUGUGGUGCAGCGAGUUGCAAGCUACUACUCCCAAGCUGUUCGAGACGCUGCGCUUCAAUGUGCUGGAAGUGCAAGAGCAUUUGGAGACUUUCUUUGACCGCAAGGACCAGGUCUUGGAGUGCCUCGAUGCGGUAAAGACCAGUUGCAAGCUGUCGCUCUUCAACGAAUCCGAUGUGGCUGCUUCCGGCUUGGAGCUGCCCAGCUGCUCCAGCAUUGCGUACAUGCCAUUUGACCCAGCCUCCACCGAGGUGGUCUUGGACCUGGGACGCUCUUUGUACAAGCUAAUGUUCCAACUGCUGCUGCUUAUUGAAUCGAAUCACAAGAUAUCCUCGAAUGUGGUUAAUCAUUUCCGCAUCAACGAAGACAUGCAUGACAUAUCCGAUCUCUAUGCUCUGGUUCGCGAUGCUUUGGUGCGAUACACCAGUGAAGCCGAACUGGAUUGCCUGGAAUCUUCAACCUCCACGGAGGGUGAUCACACUCCGACUCCGUCGCCCGGCUUGCCCAUGACUCAGGAGGAAUUUGAGACGGCUCUGCACGAGCACAUCGAUCUGCAACGCUGGCCCAGCGCCAUUGCCCAUGUGCGUCAGUAUCGGCGGGUGUCGACACUGGUCGCUGCCGGAGAUCAAAACCUGACCCUGUGUAGCUAUAGUAACCUGGACAGUCGAAUGAAAUGCGAUGAGAUGUCGGUAAUACUGAAUGCAUAUGCGCAUGGCAUCAUGAAGGACCGAACGGCAGAAGCCUUUAUCGUAUCGAAAUCGGAUUCGGAACUGUUUGAGGUAUAUGCUAUACUCUCGGAGAACUUGUAUCAUGUAUCCAGCGCCCUGACCAACAUGGAGAUCAGCAUGAAGAGCUACUCGGCAAGCAGCGCCUCCGGCAAUCUGCAUCGCAGCGAACAGGACAUUGUGACAAAUCUUUAAAUACGACUACACGUAGGCUAAGUUUAUAGCAAAUCUAAGCUACUUUUAUACAUAUGUAAUCUGUUAGCCCGUAAGAAGCAUUGUAGACACUACAAUGUAGGUAAGCGAUCAUUAUUAUUGUGUGCGAUCAAAUGUGUUUUAGGUACGAUCUAAAUAUUUAUCAAUUACAGAGCGCAACCCAUCAUUUACUCUCCCGAAAGAA
Drosophila subobscura is the source of this 11226-nucleotide messenger RNA. It is a transcript of the gene fry, whose product is annotated as protein furry. The record is from RefSeq and is a predicted model, not a curated record. Gene Ontology annotation, biological process: neuron projection development; cell morphogenesis. Gene Ontology annotation, cellular component: site of polarized growth; cell cortex. Lineage: Eukaryota; Metazoa; Arthropoda; Insecta; Diptera; Drosophilidae.